GAAGAAGAAGAAGAAGAAGAAGGCGUGCGGUGUCUCGUAUCGCCUUUAGCUGAUCGAUAACAAACCCGGUGUGUGUUGGUGGUCAGUAAAACAGCAGCCGUGCCCCGUCGCGCCCCCACCCCCAGCGGAGCUGUCAUGUGGCAGGAGGCCCGCAAACACGAGCGGAAGCUCCGUGGCAUGAUGGUAGACUACAAGCGGCGAGGCGAGCGCCGGAGAGAGUACUACGAGAAGAUUAAAAAAGAUCCAGCUCAGUUUCUUCAGGUUCAUGGCCGAGCCUACAAGAUCCACCUGGAUCCUGCAGUGGCUCUGGCUGCAGAGAGUCCCAUCAAUAUGAUGCCAUGGCAAGGUGAUGCCAACAACAUGAUUGACAGGUUUGAUGUAAGGGCUCACCUGGACUACAUCCCCACCUACACCCCCCCACUACUCAGCACAUCAUCUCCAGAGCAGGAGAUGGAGGAGAGGAAGUGCAAUUAUGAGCGCUACAGAGGCCUUGUGCAGAAUGACUUUGCCAACAUCUCCGAGGAGCAGUGUUUAUACCAGAUCUACUUGGAUGAGCUCUACGGUGGCCUGCAGAAACCAAAUGAGGAGGAAAAGAAAAAGCUGGCUGAGAAAAAGGCCACCAUUGGUUACACCUAUGAAGACAGCACUGUGGCAGAGCCCGAGCCCCAGUCGGACAAAGAUGAUGAAGACAAUUCGGAGAACAGUGAAUCCGAAGAAGAUGAGGGCAUCCCAGAUAUUGAUGUGGAGGUGGAUGUUGAUGAGCUGAACCAGGAGCAGGUGUUGGAUCUCAACAAAAUGGCAACACCAUAUGGAAUGGCUGAAGGAGACUUUGUCAGGAUGCUGAGGAAAGACAAGGAGGAAGUGGAGGCCAUCAAACACGCCAAGGCCCUGGAGGCAGAAAAGGCCAUGUACUCUGGCCGCCGUUCUCGCAGGCAAAGGAGAGAGUUCAGAGAGAAGAGACUAAAAGGACGACAGAUCAGCCCACCCAGCUAUGCAAGGCGAGACAGCCCAACAUACGAUCCCUACAAACGGCCAGAGUCAGAAUCCAGCUCUGAGUCACGGUCACGAUCUCGGUCUCCGGGUCCGGAGAAGAUCACCUUCAUCACCAGCUUCGGAGGCAGCGAUGAGGAAUCUGCAGCAGCAGCAGCAGCAGCAGCAGCACAAGCCGCCGCUCCUCACUCUGGCCACGCCCCCUCCAACUUGCAGCACCCUGCAGGUCAUAGCAGGGGCUCCCGGAGACGAAGGUCCUCCUCCAGUCGCUCCCCUUCCUCGUCCUCCCGCUCCUCAUCUCACUCCUCCUCUCGCUCCUCUUCCCGUUCACACCGUACCCGGCGAGGACGGGGCGGGAGGGACGGCCGUCGUUCCCGGACCCGCUCGCGGUCGAGACGGCGCUCCAGAUCUUACUCCAGAGGCAGAGGAGGAAACGGAGGGGCAGCGUCCUGGAGGAGACGUGAGCGCUCGCGGUCCAACGACAGAGACAGAGAGCGAGAGAGAGACCGAGACAGAGACAGACGACGAUACACUGCACGAAGACGAACGAGAUCCCGUUCCAGCUCGCGACAGGGGGGCAGCUCGAGGCGAGGGGGUCGGAGCAGUGGAGGACACCGGCGGGGAGACAGCGGCAGCCGCAGUCCCUCUCAGUCUCCCAGCCGGCUCAACCACAGUCCGUCCCCUGCUCACAGAGGAUCCCAGCCCUCUUCCACCACCGUCUGUGACAAGCUAAGAAAGCCUGAUACUGCGGGUGGUAAAGAGACGGGAGCUGCCAAACCCAAGAUGACCCCUCAGGAGCGUCUGAAGAUACGCAUGCAGAAGGCGCUCAACAAGCAGUCCAAGGCGGAUAAGAAAGCCGCCCAGGUGAAGAUCCAACUGCAGGAACACAAACGACAGGAGAGAGAGGGAGAACUACGAGCCAUGGCACGCAAGAUUCGCAUGAAGGAGCGCGAGCGCCGUGAGAAAGAGAGGGAUGAAUGGGAACGACAGUAUGGGCGGCAAAGCCACUCGCCUUCCCCUUCCAAAUAUGGCCGAGAAUCCAGCUCAUACAGAAGGUAUGUGAGAAGCCGCAAGAAUCCGCACAGCUCCGAUGAAACCGAGUGAAUUAUGGGUUAUUGUUUCUUUGCACGAACACGAUCUCAGAAGCUAAUUGUAUCGACUACAUUGACAAUACUCAAGCUGCGUUAUCUUCUUGUAAAUCCAGUGUUAGUGUUUAAAUCUGAAGCCCAGACCUGAAAAUCACACCAUAACAAACAUAAAGAUAAUUCACGUCCAAAUGAAUAUCUACAAACAGUUGUCCUUACAUAAACAUGAACUGCAGUUUGUUGGUCACUCAAUAGGUUAAUUUACUUUUAUAAAAAAAAGUAGCCCAACCAAUUUUGGAUUAUUCAUAUGAGGGGUUGUUAUUUUAAUGAAGGUUCUACAGGAUGUUGUUCUGCUGUACACACUGUAAAGCCUCCUGAGGCAAAUUUGUGAUUUGUGAUAUUGGGGAAGAAUAUUGCCCUGACUCGAUUUGAUCUGUCUCAAGUAAAUGAAAUUGUGUUUUAGGGCAACACCUCUGAUUCACCUUAACCCCAAAAUUUAUUUUAAUUUUCAAUAUCAGUAAAGCAACAAUUUCUCAAUAUCUCAAUAUGAACAAAAUUUUAAAUGGAGGAUUGGAAGCACUCACAUACAUAUUAUUAAAAAAGACUAUCGAAGACUUUGUUAGUGAUGGCUUGUGAGGAUGAUAACGGUGUGUUUACAUUAGUACCAUCUGUAAAAACUGAAAUAUGUCAAGUCUAUUUUUAUUUGUUCAGCUGACCAGUAUCACAAAUUUGCCUCAGGGGCAAAUAAAACAUCCGCUAUCCUUAGACCCUCAAUUUGAAUGAGGAAAAACAGUGACGAUCUAUGCAGGUCCCGCCUUUUUAUCCACCCUUCAUCCUCCUCUUUUUUUUUUUUUUUCCUU
Messenger RNA from Scomber japonicus (chub mackerel), 2935 nucleotides. It is a transcript of the gene clasrp, whose product is annotated as CLK4-associating serine/arginine rich protein. NCBI's taxonomy places the organism in Eukaryota, Metazoa, Chordata, Actinopteri, Scombriformes, Scombridae. The record is from RefSeq and is a predicted model, not a curated record. The transcript is spliced from 20 exons. Bases 136 to 2094 code for a protein of 652 amino acids.